Molecule: messenger RNA, 3357 nt
Organism: Gigantopelta aegis
Lineage: Eukaryota; Metazoa; Mollusca; Gastropoda; Neomphalida; Peltospiridae
Product: putative per-hexamer repeat protein 5
Exons: 19
Coding region: 123-3092 (989 amino acids)
Source: RefSeq, a predicted model, not a curated record
CGCAGUAGACCGGUUUUUGGCAUUUCGUGGCGGCCGUCACGCAACAAGCCGAGACGCCUCAGUUGUCAAGUUUUGUGGGAAGAGUACACGUCGUGGAGUUCGUACGUUCUGCAAUUUCCACCAUGUUCGAGAGGUCCGCAAUUUUCGCUGCAGCACUUCUUGUUGCCUUCACGACGGCCAUGCCAGUGGCAGAUCCAACGAAUAGUGGGUCGGGGACCGCAGAAUCGACUGUUAUGUGGUCAGCAGGUGGAGGGGAGACCAGUCUACUGACAUCAGACCCCGCCACCUCUUUAAGUGGAACAAUCCAAGUGACCGGAACUGGCGGAACAGGGUCUACUGAUUUCGGGCCUACUAACACCGAUCCGUUUAUAGGAAGCACUGAUCCCCUAAGUAACUUGGUCACCUCGACAGUCAACACGGCGGACCAGCUGUCGGGAAUGGGACAAGUUGAUGGAACCGGAGCGCAGACAGGAAGUGGCGUGUUAACCGGAACUGAUUUACUUUCCGGGACCGACCAGCUGAGUCAGAUCGACCCGCUCGCCGGAACUGAUUUAACAGGAAGUACAAACACGCAAACGGCUGGAACCGAACCGGUUCUAAUUUCCGGAACAGAUCUGUUGACCGGAACCGGAUUAACGGGAAGUGGAAAUACACAGACGGCCGGAACCGAAACUGUACCAAUCUCCGGAACAGACCCGCUGUCGGGAAGAGAUCCAUUAGGAGGAACUGUACCGGUGGAUGUGCACACAACCGGAAGUAACACGAUGACCUCGACUGACACCGGAACAGACCCGCAGACCGGAACAUGGUCCGGAACAGACUUGUCGAGCACGUCUAAUACCGGACUCGACCAACAGACAGGAACAAACUCUGGAGGGUGGCCCGGAACUGAUACUGUGAGCGCAACUAAUACCGGAACGGACCUACUCACAGGAACGAGUACCGGAACACAGACCGGAACGAACGCCGGAACAUGGAGUGGAACUGACGCAGCAGGCGCAACUGACGCCGGAACUAAUUCGGGAACGUGGAGCGGAACUGACGCACUGAGUGGAUCUAAUACCGGAGCUGGCCCACUUCCCGAAACGAAUACCGGAAUACAGACCGGAACGAACGCCGGAACAUGGAGCGGAACUGACACAGUAAGCGCAACUAAUACCGGAACGGACCCACUUCCCGGAACGAGUACCGGAACACAGACCGCCGGAACAUGGAGCGGAACUGACGCAGCAGGCGCAAUUAACACCGGAACGGACCCACUUUCUGGAACUAACUCAGGAACGUGGGGCGGAACUGACGCAGCAGGCGCAACUAACACCGGAACGGACCCACUUUCUGGAACCAACUCGGGAACGUGGGGCAGAACUGACGCAGCAGGCGCAACUAACACCGGAACGGACCCACUUUCUGGAACCAACUCGGGAACGUGGGGCAGAACUGACGCAGCAGGCGCAACUAACACCGGAACGGACCCACUUCCCGGAACCAACUCGGGAACGUGGAGCGGAACUGACGCAACGACCACACAAACCGGAGCAAACGCAUGGAGCGGAACUGACGCAACGAACACACAAACCGGAACAAACGUAUGGAGCGGAACUGACGCAACGAACACACAAACCGGAGCAAAUGCAUGGAGCGGAACUGACGCAAUGAGUGCAACGAAUACCGGAACAGACCCGCAGACCGGAACGAAUACCGGAUCUUGGUCGGGAACUGACGCAAUGGGCGGAAGUGCCCAGUCAACCGGAACUGACCAGCAGACGGGAAUGAACACCGGGAGGGACCCACUCGGUGGAACAAUGCCAGUGACAGGAACUGACCAAAUGGGUGGAACUAUGGGUGGAUCCGAUCUACUGGCUAACACAGGUUUCACUAGCACACUAGGGGACGCUAGCAGCACAGGUGGCGCCACUAACACUAACACAGGUACACAGGCUGGCGCCACGUCGUCGACAGCUGUCACGUCGCCUACAGGUGCCACCACGUCCACAGGAACAGCUGCAGGGACGUCGGCCCAGGCCUAUGACGUGUAUAGCUACCUGAAGCAGUCGUUCCCGACCCAGACGGAGGCGUGGCUUAGGCAGAUGGAGAAGACGAUUGGUCCAGUCUCGACCUCCGAGUUUCAGGCCAUGCAGAAACAGACGGCCGACAUGAUGAACCAGAUGCAGGGCGGGGCGCAGACUGGCUCCGCCUCUUCCAACACUGACACGCCCAUCAAUACAGGUACACAGGCAGUGUCACAGCCAACCUCGCAAACAGUCUCACAGCCAACCUCGCAAACAGGCUCACAGCCAACCUCGCAAACAGGCUCACAUCCAACCUCGCAAACAGGCUCACAGCCAACCUCGCAAACAGUUUCACAGCCAACCUCGCAAACAGGCUCACAGCCAACCUCGCAAACAGUUUCAGAGCCAACCUCUCAAAUAGUCUCACAGCCAACCUCUCAACCAACCUCACAAACAACCUCUCAAUCGACCUCACAGCAGAACAACUACCAACAAAUGUUUGAACAACAGAAAAGGGAAUGGUACCAAAAACAGCAACUGUUACAACAGCAACAGCUGCAGAAACAACAGAUGCUUCAGAAACAGCAGCUGCAGCGACAGUGGCAGCAACAGCUGCAGAUGCAGCAGCAGCAGAACAUGGUCGACCAGUAUGGGCAGUACAGGCAGUACGGGCAGUAUGGGCAGUACGGGCAGUACAAGACACAGAAUCACAACCUGCCACAGUCUUCACAACCACAGAGACAAGAUCCCUUUAUGUCCAGUCUAGGGUUGUUGGGAAUGACGGGAGCUUUCGGCGAGAUGGGUCCAAUGCUGGCAGCACUGUCCAUGUCAGGCAUGUUCGGGGAGAACAGCUCGGGUCAAACAGCUAGUCCUAUGCCAAACAUUGGUUCACAAGGCAGGAUGGGUGCUUCGAAUAAAAAUCCCAUGAGUGACAUCGCAGCUACCUUGGCGUUUAGUGGAGCUCUUGGAGGAGAAAUGGGUUCUAUGAUGCUUCCAUUGUUGUAUGCAGGUCAAGGUCAGGGCGGAGCUGGCGGAGACAUGUCACCAUUUUUAAUAAUGCAAUUAAUGAAUAAUGCGAAGUAAAUCAUCAGCGAAUUUCACUCUUUGUAUGUCGGUUUCGAAAGGACAGGGACACAUUUAGUUGGGAGAAAACACAUCAGCUGAGUUGAAGAGUGAAACAUGUAACAAGCUAUCUUCUGGAUUAUCUCCCCUCGUUGUGUCUCUAUCCUUCCUGUAUACCCGCUCGUCAUGUUUUCGUGUAGCGUUUUCUCCCGAACACACCUGUCUGUUUGUAGCCUGUUUGUCAAAGCCAUCAGAUAUAUUAGAUGCAAUAAAAAUAUUACUGGAG